Molecule: messenger RNA, 3218 nt
Organism: Erpetoichthys calabaricus (reedfish)
Lineage: Eukaryota; Metazoa; Chordata; Cladistia; Polypteriformes; Polypteridae
Gene: arrb1
Product: arrestin, beta 1
Exons: 17
Coding region: 205-1473 (422 amino acids)
Biological process (GO): signal transduction; G protein-coupled receptor internalization; visual perception
Molecular function (GO): G protein-coupled receptor binding
Source: RefSeq, a predicted model, not a curated record
ACAGUGUAUGAGAGAGGGAGGGAGAAGAGGAAAAGGAAAAACAUUGUGCCACAGAGUCUGAUGGAGGAUCUCUGUUAAUCAGAAUAAUCUUUAGCAUUUUAAACUUGCAGAGGUGUAGGUCUUCAGAUUUCUGGAUUUACUAUACACUUGCAUCUUUUCUCCUGUCCUUCACCAAUUGAUCUGAGCGGGCUGUGGUGACCGGUGAUGAAUGAAAAAAUGGGCGAUAAAGGAACCAGAGUAUUUAAGAAAGCAAGUCCCAAUGGAAAGCUUACUGUUUAUCUUGGCAAAAGGGACUUUGUUGAUCACGUGGACAUCGUAGAACCUGUAGAUGGAGUGGUUUUGGUGGAUCCAGAAUACUUAAAGGAACGAAAAGUGUUUGUCACGUUAACAUGUGCCUUCCGAUAUGGUAGAGAAGACUUGGAUGUCCUUGGUUUAACCUUCAGAAAAGAUCUGUUUGUGGCCAAUGUUCAAGCUUUCCCACCUGUACCUGAAGAAAAGAAGCCCCUUACUCGUCUACAAGAACGACUAAUUAAGAAGCUUGGGGAGCAUGCCUAUCCAUUCACUUUUGAGAUUCCACUCAAUCUACCUUGUUCAGUUACUCUUCAGCCUGGACCAGAAGAUACAGGAAAGGCCUGUGGGGUGGACUUUGAAGUAAAAGCCUUCUGUGCAGAAAAUCUGGAGGAAAAAAUCCAUAAGAGAAAUUCUGUGCGUCUGGUAAUUAGAAAAGUACAGUAUGCACCAGAAAAGCCAGGCCCUCAGCCGAUGGCUGAAACAACACGACAGUUUCUCAUGUCAGAUAAACCACUGCAUCUUGAAGCUUCACUGGACAAAGAGAUUUAUUACCAUGGAGAGCCAAUAAAUGUUAAUGUCCAUGUGACAAAUAACACAAACAAGACCGUGAAGAAGAUGAAGAUAUCAGUCCGUCAGUAUGCGGAUAUCUGCCUGUUUAACACGGCACAAUACAAGUGUCCAGUGGCUGUAGAAGAGUCAGAUGAUGUAGUGGCUCCAAGUGCUACUUUCUGCAAGGUGUAUACGCUCACUCCAUUCCUUGCUAAUAACCGUGAGAAAAGAGGAUUGGCCCUUGAUGGGAAACUUAAACAUGAAGAUACAAACCUUGCUUCCAGUACUUUGUUACGAGAUGGUGCCAACAAAGAGAUUCUAGGCAUCAUUGUUUCAUAUAAAGUAAAGGUUAAGCUUGUUGUAUCUCGAGGAGGCCUCUUGGGAGAUCUCGCCUCAAGUGAUGUUGCAGUAGAGCUUCCAUUUACACUGAUGCAUCCCAAACCUGUUGAAGAAUCGCUGUUCAGAGAAGCUCCUGAGAAUGACGCACCAAUUGACACAAAUUUAAUAGAGUUUGAUACCAAUGAUGAUGACAUUGUUUUUGAAGACUUUGCAAGGCAGAGGCUACAGGGAAUGAAGGAUGACAAAGAGGAGGAAGAAGAAGGAACAAACUCACCAAAUCUUAAUGACAGAUAAAUAUGUUAGUGUGGUUUGUUUCCAUAAUGAGAACACAGUACCUGGUGCUAUCAGAAGUCUGCAGUUAACCAACAGUCUGAGACACCUGUUCAGUUCCUAGUGGCGGCAAUGGAUUCUUCUUAUUCAGGCAUUCUUUUGUCCAGAAAAUAAUAUUGAUAAUGUUCAGCACAAAACACAUACUGCCACACAGAGACCGAUUGCAGGGACAAGAGAGAGGUUCUGUAUUAAAAAUAGUGAUUAAAUGACUACAUCUAAUUUAUUACAGUAGCUUAAACUAGUAAGUAAUAAAGUAAUUGUAAAAAUAACUAAUUUUAGGUAACUGCAUUCUUGCAGAUCUAGUCAAAGUGAACUUUAAAAAUCAUCUAGUUAUGAUUCAUGAUAAUUUAACAGAAACUGAAGUACUCUAAGAAUGUUAUAGUAAUUGUAAAUUAACAAAUGUUUUUAGAGUGGCUGCAUAGUAUGCACAUUUGUACGUAGUUUUAACUAUGUGGUUCAUGAAAAAAAAUUCUAAGAAAAAAUGCAUUCGCCUGCCAUCCCAGAAAAGUCAAAUUCGUAUAUACUGUAAGCAUUCAUUUUUUUUUACAGUAUGUAUUAUUUUCUAAUGAGAAAUAUAAUUAAAUUGUGUGUUUGAAUAUACCCAUGUUAAGAGAGCAACUUCAUUAGGUCGUGCUUUUAUAUUUGUCCUAUCAAACUUUUUAAAAUUAGUUUUAUUUCCUAGAAUCUGUCAUAAACAUCACAGCUACCCAAUUAUCAUACUUAAGGCAUUUGAGGCUCAGCUAUUUCAUUUAUGUAGUGAACUGUACCUUAGUGUUAAAAUAAGAAAUAUAACAUGUGAAGACAUCACAAAGGUUCAUCUGGUGUCCCAUUACAUGAAAACAAAAACUACUUACAAAUCCAUAAAUACCAGAAAUAUUUACUUAUGUUCUUUAUUUACUUUUAUAACAGUUUAAUCAAUAUAAUCUUAUUGCUAUAAUACUUAAUAUUUACAUGUCUGUAUUAGGGUAGAGUGGUGGUAUGCCAAGAAGAGGUGCCACAACUCAAUUUCUGCCCUUCAUGUGGAGUUUGCAUGCUCUCUUGGUGUUCAUGAGAUUCUUCCCAUAGUUCAAAUAAAUGCCUGUUAAAGUAACUUUGAUAAUUGAUAAGUCUAAAUUGUAAUACGGUGAAUUUGUUGAAAAUGUUUACUUUAAAGGAUGGGUGUCCCAUUCAGAGCUUUCCUGCAUUGUACUAGAAGCUACAGCUCUUGGCAUCCCAUUACUGAAUGAAGUAGGUUCAGAAAAAUGAUGAAUGCUUAUAAAAAUAUAGCUAUUUUAUGGUUUACAUAAAUGAAUACACGAUUUAUGUUUUCAAGUGUCUUUUUAUCAUUCAGGCCUAUUGAAUGUAAAGUACAAAUAGAAGCAUUAUUUUAGAAUACAGUAAUGUUAAUGUGAACCAGUUGCAUUUUUUUAUCAUCUAGUUGUACAUUUGAAAAUACUAACUUGGUAAUUACUUGUUUUUUGAGUUGUGCACAUAAAGUCUAACUGUAUGUCUGAAUAUUAUAACAAUAUUUAUUUAUAUGCAACAUUCUCAAAUGGCUGAGUAGCUCAUAGUGCUUUACAAAUAACAACAGACAAAUUAAAAUAGAAAGGAAAAAGUCUCUAAAACUUAUAGUUGUAUUAAUGUGUAAAACUGGAAAUAGUAAUGCUGGUCCAGGAGAACUGUAGUGGCUGCAGAUUUCACUGAAUAAUAAAUACCCCUAGUUUAUAUAA